This is a messenger RNA of Cuscuta epithymum, 2443 nucleotides long. Lineage: Eukaryota; Viridiplantae; Streptophyta; Magnoliopsida; Solanales; Convolvulaceae. The record is from the annotation of a GenBank genome assembly.
GUUUUAAGUCUAUCUUCUUCCUCUCAAUUUCUCCUUGCAUAAUACAGAGUAGUACUAUCCGGAGCGUAGGCUGCGUAGUAGAUGAAGAGAGUCGUGGAAGCUGCUAAAAGCUUUGAGCCUUGAAUGUCAUCUUCCUUGGUCCGUUACAGGUGACUGUAAUGAUCUCAUGUUCGCUAUGGAGAAGAGGGGGCGAGCCGGCUAGUACCUCACCCCUUGGUUAUUGAAUGAUUUUCUUGAGACCGUUUAGCUUGUGGAUUAUCAAAUUUUCUUUUCAGGAUACCAGUUUACAUGGGAACGGUGGGGAGGCUCUGUAAAUUGGCUGGGUGAAGGAAAAAUUAGACGGGAUUUUGGUUUCAGGUGACUGUUUGGAUAUGUUUGGGGAGGCGGCGGCCGAUUCCCUAGAAGGUGCGCCCAAUGAUCAUUUGGCUCUUUUUAUUAGGUUGUGUCCGGCUAGAGGGGUUAAUCGCAAGAGGAGGUUGAAAUUUGAGAAACUCUGGCUUAGAGAGGAGGAUUUUCGAGAGGCGAUAGUUAGGAGCUGGAAUUUGGAUGGGCAGGGAGGAGUCGUCUCUCAACUGGAGAUCGACUUGUGGAAAGGAAGUUAGCUUUUGAGGUGGAAAAGAAGAUUGAAGAUUAUCUCAAUAGGAAGCUUUUGCGCCCGAUCCGAGUGGAGGUGGUCAGGGACGUAGUGCUAUCUAUGCAUCCAGAUAAAUCACCGGGGCUAGACGGGAUGAGUGUAGGUUUUACAGCCCUUAUGGGAUGUUAUUGGGCCAGAAGUAGUGGAGUUUUGUAUGAGUGCUUUUAAAUCCAUGUGUUUACUUGAAAAAAUAAAUAAUACUAAUAUUGUUCUAAUUCCCAAGGAGAGGCCGGAAGUGUUAGGCGAUUGGUGGCCGAUUUCAUUGUGUAAUGUCAUUUAUAAUUGUUUUGUUAAAGUGUUGCCUAACAGGAUAAAGGGUUUAUUGCAUGAAUGUAUUUGGGAGGGUCAAAGUGCUUUUGUUCAUAAUCGAUCCAUUAUUGAUAACAUUCUUAUUGCCUCUGAGUCUCACCAGUUUUUGAAAGAAAAGAUGCAAGACAAAAUGGGUUAUGUGGGCUAAAAGUUGGACAUGAGCAAGGCAUUCGAUAGGGUUGAAUGGGAUUUUUGGAAGCUAUGUUACUAUCACUGGGUUUUUCAGAUAGGUGGACACGAUUGGUGAUGGAAUGUGUCAGUUCUGUCUCCUAUAUGAUUCCCUUUGUUGACAUGGAUAUGGGACCCAUAACUUCAUCUAGGGGUUUGCAUCAAGAUGAUAAGACUUUUAUUCUUCGAGGCAUCGCAUGAUGAGGCUAAAGUAGUUCAUGAAGUCCUGAAUGUUUAUGAGCAAGCCUCGGGCCAGAUUUGCACAGGCUGUUUACCAACAACACAGAGGCUCAAGGAAUGACUGGUCGAUGUUCAAGAGAUCAGAAGUGCAUUUUGUGUGAAGCUGAAGACGAAUCUCUUCUUCAUCUCUUUGUUCAUUCUCCCGUUGCUAGAGAAAGUUGGAAAGGUGGUAGCUGGAAGUCGAUCGGGAUGGAUGCUAGCAAUUUUCAGGAGUGGCUUUAAAUUCGCUGGUUUACCAGUGGCACAAAGUGGAGGAAAUUACAGAGCUAAUGGUAGGAUGUUGGGCAUUGUGGAGUGAGAAGAAUAAAAGAGUAUGGCAAGGGAGAAGAUUGGCAGGGGAGUAGCAAGCUCAGUGUCUCUACGAGGGGUGGAAGCACGCACAAAGGAGCAAUCUCAUGUGUGGGGGAGUACAGAUGUUGGGUUGGCUGUGUGGAGGAAGCUGGAAUAAGAGAAAUAGAAAUUGAACACAGAUGCAGCAGUAAGAGGUGAAGUACGUGGUUUAGGGUAGGUAGUUCGCGACCCCGAUGAGGUCUUCAUUGGAGGUGUGGCGAAACCGUGGUAUGGAAAAUGUUCUCCUCUUGAAACAUAAUUAUUGUUUUGUACUCCCUCCGUCCCAGAAAAUUCUUCCAACUUUGAGUUGGAUCACAUAUUUAGGUAGUGAAAUAAAAUAGAAAUGUGUGGUUGUAGUUGUGUAAGAAAAAAGUGAAAUGAAUGUGAGCCACACAAAUAAUCAAAAAGGUGAAGUUGGAAGAAUUUUCUGGGACGUCCCAAAAAGGAAUGUUGGAAGAAUUUUAUGGGACGGAGGGAGUAUUAGAGAAGCCUUGAAUUAAUGUAAGAAAGAAAGAUGGAACUUCUUGGCUUUUGAAUCUAAUGCUUUGCAGCACUUAGUGAGCUAAAUAAGGGUGGUGAUGCUAGUACUUGUGGUCUUCGUGCGGAUGAUAUUAGAGAAAUUGGGACUGGUUUAACUUAUAUUUCUUUCUCCCAUGUCAGACAUCUAGGAUUCAUACUCUUCAUUUGUUGGCUGGGGCGGCCGAUGCUUUGUCUUAUUGUCUAGUUUGGUCGUAUUCCCCUCCUGGUUGUAUUUUUCUCGAC